Molecule: messenger RNA, 387 nt
Organism: Acytostelium subglobosum LB1
Lineage: Eukaryota; Evosea; Eumycetozoa; Acytosteliales; Acytosteliaceae
Exons: 1
Coding region: 1-387 (128 amino acids)
Source: RefSeq, a predicted model, not a curated record
AUGGGAUUCUUUUCAAGUCUAGGAAGCAAGAUAUCUGGUUUCUUCAAUCAGACCAAGACGGCAGUGGCUGGCAUUCUCAAUGGUGGUGUCAGUGCCGUUAAGCAGGUGUACACGGACAUUGUCAAGCCAACUGCACAGAUACCGGCAAACUUGGUCAAUGGAGCACUCUCCACUGUGAAGACUGUCGUGGCAGACGGUGGCCAGGUGAUCAACAAACUGGCCGGUGGCGCCGUGAAGGCGGUCGAUGAUGUUGCCGGUGGUGUAGGCAAGGCAGUGACCGCAGUUGGUGGUGGUGUAGGUGGCUUCGCGAGUGAGACUGGUAAGGGUAUAGAGUGGGCCCUUCCCAUUGCUGCCAUCGCAGUUGCUGCCAUGAUUAUUCUUAAAUGA